AAGUAUAUAUACUUUGUGAUAAUGGCGGCUUCAAGAUUCCAUUGGCAAUCUCACUUUUACAUCUUAUUUAUACCCACCUAUAGACAGUAGCAGCAACCCAAAGAAAUCCAACAAAAACUAGACAUCAGAAACAAAUAUGGCGCCCGUCGAAUACGCUAUUCCCCGUGGAAGCUUGGUCUUAGUCACCGGAGCUAAUGGGUAUAUUGGCUCACACGUUGUCGAUCAGCUUCUUGCGCUGGGUUACAGAGUUCGAGGCACUGUUCGAGACAAGAAGCCAUGGCUAGAUGAAUUCUUUGAAAAGAAGUAUGGCAAGGACAAGUUUGAGAGUGUUGCUGUUCAAGCGAUAGAAGCUCCUGGAGCUUUUUCCAAUAUUGCAGAGGGGGCUAGUGGAGUCGUUCACGUGGCUUCGGAUGUCUCUUUCGGACUCGAUCCCAACGUCGUCAUUCCCAUUGCGGUACAGGGCACGAUCAACGUGCUCGAGGCAGCUGCCAAACAACCUUCCAUUACACGUUUUGUCAUUACGUCGUCUUCUGCUGCAUUACAUAUUCCCGAGCCAAACAAAAAGGGUGUUAAGGUUGAUGAGAACACAUGGAACGAAGCUGCGAUCAAACUGGCAUGGAGCGGCAACCUGACCGGCAACGUUCCUGCGGGCCUUGAAGGUGCUGUUGUGUAUUCCGCCUCGAAGACCGAAGCAGAAAAGGCUGCAUGGAAGUGGGUUCAAGAGAAGAAGCCUAACUUUGUUCUCAACACUGUCCUGCCCAACUUUAACUUUGGCCAAGUUUUGAUACCAGAGCAUCAGUCUGGUUCUACAAUGGGCUUUGUUCGUAAAUGGUUCAAAGGCGACUUUAGCAUCCUUAGCUUCCCACCUCAACACUUCAUUGACGUGCAGGACUGCGCUCGUCUGCAUGUGGCCGGCUUGCUUGAUCCAAGUGUCAAAGACCAACGCAUCUUUGGCCUUGUCCAAGAAUACAACUGGACGGACGUUCUAGCAAUCUUCCGCAGACUCCGCCCUGAACUAAAGCUGCCCGAAGCUCCUGUAAAUGAGGGUCGUGACUUGACAGAAGUUGUGCCAAAGGAUAAAGCCGAGAAGCUUCUGAAGGACUUUUUCGGCCAGGGCUGGACAUCGCUGGAGGAUAGCCUGAAAGCCGGAAUUGCAGAUCUUUAAGAGGAACACGCGUUAAGGCAAUAGUAACGGGAAAGGAAUAAACCUUUUUAUGAUAUGUAUGCGUGUUCUUCGCGCUAAGUCUUGCGAGGAGUGGAAAGGCAGCUUGAGUAACAAGUGGCGGAAUGCACUUUACAUCAACUGUUUUUCAACUACCGCUCAGAUAGAGAAAUUAUGAAGUUACUUUGCUGAAAAAUGAACAUGAAAGACGCUGAAGAGUUUCAAGGCCACAUUAUAUGCAAAGUCUUUCUUAGA
Trichoderma atroviride IMI 206040 is the source of this 1417-nucleotide messenger RNA. Lineage: Eukaryota; Fungi; Ascomycota; Sordariomycetes; Hypocreales; Hypocreaceae. The record is from RefSeq and is a predicted model, not a curated record.